Messenger RNA from Parasteatoda tepidariorum (common house spider), 2335 nucleotides. NCBI's taxonomy places the organism in Eukaryota, Metazoa, Arthropoda, Arachnida, Araneae, Theridiidae. The record is from RefSeq and is a predicted model, not a curated record.
GUCUUUGAGCGCUGCGCAUCGCACAUAAAGUCAGCCAUUCAUUGUAUGGAAUCUGCUAUCUAUUUAGCCUCGAAUAAGGCUUCGAAGAAAUCCUUAUUAAUGAAUAUAGCAAGCUAUAAGCUGAAAAAAAGAUCUCUUCUCAUUAUACAUCACUCAUGAACUAGUCAAUCAUUCCAAUUUAAUAAUCGAAGCAUUGAUGUAGAUGAGUUAGAAAAUCCUUUAUCCGAAUAUGAAAAAAUGUGUUCUAAAUUUGAAUAUCAUGUUAAACAGAAAUUCUUGCUUUAAUAUUUGUGAAAUAUAUUAAUUGAUUUUAGAUUGUUUAUGCUAAGAAACUAACACAAUGUUUGUUGAAUAGACAUUGGCAAUGUAUGAAAGAAAAUACUUCAAAGCAAUAAAUGACAAAAAGUGUUUUUAAAUAAUGUAAAAGCUUAAUUUCUAUAAACUGUUGACCUGUUACAGAUCUUGUUCGUAUAAGUCUACAAAUACUGACAUUAUCAUUGCAAAUAUUAUUUAGAGUUUCCUUGUACUCGCGACUAUGCAUUUAAAACUUUGGUGCAAAAGUUAUUUCGGCAGUUUGUGUUAAAGUGUAUAAAUUUGUAAACAGUCUCUGAAAAUCUCUUCAUAAUGUUUAUGUGAAAAGUGUGUAACUUAUGAAAUAUGAGUUUUCAUGGAAAAGUAAUCUAACAGUCAGACUUAUACUGGUUAAUAACUUGACUCUUGUAAUAUACGUAAUAAGAGUUUUUCACCAAGAAGUAAUGUGACUGAAUACAGUCAUGUUCAUACUGCUGUGAAGCCUCAUUCCUGUAGCAUAUGCAAUAACAGUUUUUCCCAUAGAAGUUACAUGACUAAACGAAAUCGUGUUCAAAUGGGUGAUAAACCUUUUUCGUGUAGUAUAUGUAAUAAGAGUUUUUCACAAAGAAUUAAUCUAACUAUGCACAAUCGUGUUCAUACUGGUGAGAAACCUUUUUCUUGUAGUAUAUGUAAUAAAAGUUUUUCAAACAGAAUUAAUCUGACUCAUCACAGUUAUGUUCAUACUGGGGAGAAACCUUAUCCUUGUAGUUUAUGUAAUAAGAGUUUUUCACAAAGAAUUAAUCUAACUAUACACACUCGUGUUCACACUGGUGAGAAGCCUUUUUCUUGCAGUAUAUGUAAUAAAAGUUUUUCAAACAGAAGUAAUCUGACUCAUCACAGUUAUGUUCAUAAUGGGGAGAAACCUUAUUCUUGUAGUAUAUGUAAUAAGAGUUUUUCACAAAGAAUUAAUUUAACUAUACACACUCGUGUUCACACUGGUGAGAAGCCUUUUUCUUGUAGUAUAUGUAAUAAAAGUUUUUCAAACAGAAGUAAUCUGACUCAUCACAGUUAUGUUCACACUGGUGAGAAACCUUUUUCUUGUAGUAUAUGUAAUAAGAUUUUUUCAAACAGAAGUGAACUGACUAAACACAGUUAUGUUCAUACUGGUGAGAAACCUUAUUCUUGUAGUAUAUGUAAUAAGAGUUUUUCACAAAGAAUUAAUCUAACUAUACACAACCGUGUUCAUACUGGUGAAAAACCUUUUUCUUGUAGUAUAUGUAAUAAAAGUUUUUCACAAAGAAGUUGUCUGUCAAGACACAGUUAUGUUCAUACUGGGAAGAAACCUUAUUCUUGUAGUAUAUGUAAUAAGAGUUUUUCACAAAGAAUUAAUCUAAUUGUACACACUCGUGUUCACACUGGUGAGAAACCUUUUUCCUGUAGUAUAUGUAAUAAGAGUUUUUCAAACAGAAGUGAUCUGACUAAACACAGUUAUGUUCAUACUGGUGAGAAACCUUAUUCUUGUAAUAUAUGUAACAAGAGUUUUUUACAUAGACAUGAAUUGACUGAACACGAUCGAGUUCACACUGGUGAGAAACCUUUUUCCUGUAGUAUAUGUAAUAAGAGUUUUUCAAACAGAAGUGAUCUAACCAAACACAGUCGUGUUCAUACUGGUGAGAAACCAUUUUCCUGCAGUAUAUGUAAUAAGAGUUUUUCACAAAGAAGUAGUCUAACUGAACACUAUCGUGUUCACACUGGUGAGAAACCUUAUUCUUGUAGUAUAUGCAAUAAAAAAUUUUCAUAUAGAAAUUGUCUGACCGAGCAUUUUCGUGUUCAUACUAGUGAGAAACCUGAUUCUUGUUGUUAAUUCUUAGAGUUUAUCUCUAUAAAGGAAUUUUAUGCUCAUUGUUCUGUUCAUACUACCGACUAACUUUUUUUUUUGUAAGAUUAUUCACAUAAUGUUUAAAUACUACCAUAACUUGUAUAUAAGUAUAAUAUUAUGUUCAUAAGGAUAGUAUAACCUGAUAAAUAAACCUGUUCAUGAGUA